GUCGAUCUGCGGGGCGGCGGGAGAAAUAUACCUACCCUACCCUUUCCUUUCUCUCUCUCUCUCUCUCUCUCUCUCAUAUUUAUCUCCGUUUAUUGUUGACUUUGCAUCUAACUAUCCGUUUGCUCCAGUGCCUUCGGAACACUCAAAAUGCAUCUAUCGCGACCGUUGUUCUGCACCCUUAUUGCGGCUGCCGUCGUUGUCGGAACGGACAUCGAUUCCAAUGAUAUCCCUACCCAAUGCCAACAGGUUUGCGCGGCGGUGGUGAGCUUGACUGCAACCUGCGACCGCAAGACCGACGACGACAAGCAAGAACAAGAUUGCAUCUGCAAGGAUUCUCAGGCGCCGACUAGCAUCCCCUUAUGCGAAGCGUGUAUUGCGCAGAAUAGUCGUGAUGGACACGAUAACGAUGCCAACGACCUCGUUCGAUCCUGUUCAUUCAGCACCACGUCUUACAACCCCGCGGCUACGACGACUUCUUUCAACACCAGCAGCACAGCGACUCAUUCUGCGAGCAGCUCAUCGACCGCUUCUCGCAGUGGAACCACUACGGGGACAUCUCCAGCUCGAACCUCGGACUCGGCCGGCGUCGUACUGUUUAGCCCUGAUUUGGGGCUUUUCGGCUCUGUGAUCAUGGCUUUGCUUGGCAUCAUGCAAAUUUAAGCUCUGUGAUGAUCUCUUUCGCUUGAUCUGGUCUUUGCUGUGCCACUCAGACCUGUAUGUAGAAUACUUCCGAAAGCGAGAUAUGGAAGUGCUACAUAGUUUAUGCACCCCGUUCGAUCGAAGAUGCUUCGCUAAAUAAAACUACGAGGACUUCUCGUUCGUAAAGGAUUUCUGUAGGUGCAUUUCAUCCAUUUCCAUACGCACCCGGGUUUCAUAUUCUCUCCAGGCUGCGCCACAGCGGUACGUGGUUGUGACUUGUCCAUGCAAAAAGUAUAUUGCUACGGGAAAUCCAAUCGGUGGUUAACACUGGAUAACCCUUUUGUACCAAGAAAAGAAUAUCCAACGGCGAGGGUCACAUACAUGGAUGGGGGUUCAAAAGGAGAAAUACACGCCAAAAUUAUGUAUAAUUAAAC
Molecule: messenger RNA, 1073 nt
Organism: Aspergillus alliaceus
Lineage: Eukaryota; Fungi; Ascomycota; Eurotiomycetes; Eurotiales; Aspergillaceae
Exons: 3
Coding region: 148-660 (170 amino acids)
Source: RefSeq, a predicted model, not a curated record